Messenger RNA from Seminavis robusta, 696 nucleotides. NCBI's taxonomy places the organism in Eukaryota, Bacillariophyta, Bacillariophyceae, Naviculales, Naviculaceae. The record is from the annotation of a GenBank genome assembly.
AUGGACAACGAUGACCUUUGGUUGAAACAAUAUCAGACGGACUUCAAGAUAUCAGCUAACGAUGACGACUCUCUUAACACGCAAGAUACCACUGGAACAAACUCAGUUGAUGCCAUUCAUGCUGAUACUCCGCCGAGAAUGAAUCAGAGCAACCACACAAGGAAGCCCAGACUACGUCCUGCCCACAACAAACAAAGUCGUCGAAAACCCAAGAAAAUUGAUCCCUCGCCGUUGCCUCUGCCACCAGUUCUUGUCACGACAACGACAACACCGGUAGUAUGGGAUACAUCGCAAGCUAUCUCUGCAACAGCAGGAAAGCAACGCGUCUCCCCCAGGCCAACAACGACACGCAUUAGCAGUCAACUAACGACAUCUGAUACCAACUCAGUCAAUUUACACGACGCCAACGACUGGCCAAUAUUGAAUACCACGACAACCUCUGCUAAAGGCGCACGACAGCAAUUGCCGUCAUCUAAUGAGGAAAAGCAAACAGCCGAUAGUAUCACUGGUAAUACAGAUGAAUGGCCGAGUCUCCAACCAUCGAGUUCUAACCAGAAUGCUAUAGCACCAACACUUCGUCUGCUACGACUAGAGACACCACGGGCUCCAAUGACCACAACAAUGCAGUACGAUGGUCUGCUUUUCGUCGUUCGCCAACAGCCCAGUCCAAGUUGGAAUACACAAUUGAUGACAUGA